Messenger RNA from Aricia agestis (brown argus), 813 nucleotides. Its product is annotated as trypsin, alkaline B-like. Lineage: Eukaryota; Metazoa; Arthropoda; Insecta; Lepidoptera; Lycaenidae. The record is from RefSeq and is a predicted model, not a curated record. Gene Ontology annotation, biological process: proteolysis. The transcript is spliced from 5 exons. Gene Ontology annotation, molecular function: serine-type endopeptidase activity. The coding region runs from base 1 to 813 and encodes 270 amino acids.
AUGGUGGCCAAAUACCUAGCCGUGUUCGCGCUUUUCUGGGCGGCGUACGCCGCUCCCGAAGCGCGUAUCGUGGGCGGCGAGAUGACGACGAUCGAGGAUUUCCCGUACAUAUCGGCGUUCAUCUACUACUACCCCGGCCCCGGCAUCUACGUGCAGCGCUGCGUCGGCUCCAUCGUCUCCUCCUGGCACAUCCUGACUACCGCCUUCUGUUUCACAGGUGCAGAUCUAAACAACAUGUUCCUCCGAGUGGGCUCAACGAACAGCAUGAGCGGGGGGGAGCUCGCCUACAUCCGCGACGUGAUCAAGCACCCCGAGUACGUGGAGGCCCCCCGGCAGGGGGACAUCGCGGUGGUCACACUGCAGGACCCCCUGCGCAUGUCAGCCACCGUCGGCGUGCUGUUUAUACCCCCGCAGGGAACCUACAUCCCCGAUUAUACCGCUGUGAAGAUCGUUAGCUGGGGUUUUGAAACGGAAAAUGGUCCACAACUGGAGAUACUAAAGACGAUCCAACUGAACAAAAUCCCGCUGGAAGAGUGCGUGGAAAGCUACAAGGACGUGGACGCUGUCGCUAUCGAUGAUCCGGUAAUCUGCGCCAGUCGCGAGGGCAACUACGGCGUGUGCAACGGCGACUCGGGCGCGCCGAUGGUGGUCGGGCAGGUCGUGGUAGGCCUGUCCUCCUUUUACAAGGAGUGCGGUAAUGCCGCCUACCCUGACGUGUUCACCAGGAUUGACAGGUAUAGCGACUGGAUCCUGAGCGUGGCUGUCGCGCCGACGAGCAAUGGCACUGUUGUGAAGACUGCUAGAGUGUACUAA